This is a messenger RNA of Thlaspi arvense, 255 nucleotides long. Lineage: Eukaryota; Viridiplantae; Streptophyta; Magnoliopsida; Brassicales; Brassicaceae. The record is from the annotation of a GenBank genome assembly.
AUGAUUGAACAUACCGGACCGGAGCCGUGGGCCAUGCAGACCGUUGAUACUAUUGCAUUGAUACAGCCUACAGGAGCAAGCUACUCAUAUAAAGCAUUAAGCUUUGGCAAAACAAAGUUACAACAGAGCAACCCUCUUGCUCAAAAACAAAGUAGGAUGAGACCAGUCGUUGUAAUAAUAUACUUUUUUCCGAUUGGGGUCUUUGAUGUGACCAAUGAGAUCUCUGAUAUGGUCGAAGGGAAGCGGCCACCAUGA